Dichomitus squalens LYAD-421 SS1 is the source of this 1107-nucleotide messenger RNA. RefSeq names its product alpha/beta-hydrolase. Gene Ontology annotation, molecular function: hydrolase activity. The transcript has 4 exons. Lineage: Eukaryota; Fungi; Basidiomycota; Agaricomycetes; Polyporales; Polyporaceae. Bases 1 to 951 code for a protein of 316 amino acids. The record is from RefSeq and is a predicted model, not a curated record.
AUGGAUGUCGUUGCUACGUUCAAGGAAACCACUAUUCCCGUUAUUCUCGGCCCCACCAAGCAUGCUUUCACGAAAAUCCUCGAGAAUCGGCGCUCAGAAAUCGAGGGCUAUCCGCAUCAAACAUUCCAGUUUGGCACCACGGACAGACACCAACUUGAUGUGUUCUACCCCGAUCCCGCGGCAGUCUCGUCCGGAGGUCCUAUCCCCGUCCUGUUCUUCGUUUAUGGCGGCGGGUUCACCAGCGGCGACCGCAAGCAAGCCCCACCCUUCGACCUCGGGUACACCAACGUGGGUGUGUUCUUUGCCAAACGCGGCAUCCUGACAGUGAUCCCUGACUACCGCCUGCACCCCUCCGUCAACUAUCCUGCUCCUGUCGAGGAUGUCCGCGACGCCCUUGCGUGGUUCCUCGCCAACCCCUCAGUUGUCACCUCCGCCUCGAAUGGUACACUCUCGUCAACGGCCGACAUAUCUACACUCUUCGUGAUGGGCCACUCUGCGGGCUCGAACCACGUCGCCUCGCUGUAUCUCUCUCCUUCUCUGCUCCCGAUCGACUCGCCGGUCCGAGCCGCGACGCGCGGACUCCUCCCGGCGGGAGGUGCGUACGUGUUCAGCUUCCCAAACGCGGUCACCCCGCCCGGCCUGCUCGAGGCGUACUAUGGCUCACAGGAGGCAGCGCUCGAGAACAUGCCGCUUACGCUUCUCAAGCGGGCAUCGGAGGAGCUUAUCAAGAGCCUGCCGGAAUUCUUCGUGCUCAAGAGCGAGCACGAGCCAGAGGCGAUUUCGAAAGGGAACGACGAGUUCGUGGAGGCGCUGGAAGGGCGGCUGGGAAAGAAGGUCCAGUAUGAGAUUAUGAAGAGACAUAACCACAUCAGCCCGCAUUGGGCACUACUGAGCGGGGAUGGCGAGGAUUGGGGGGAAGACGUUGCGGUGUGGGUGAAGGCGAGGAUUUGACGGGUCGUAUGUAAGCACAACUUGGAGGGUGUGUGAUGGGUCCUUGAGCACUAGUAAUUCCGAGGACCGAGUAAUACUGGAGAGUACUUGUGGUGUUGACGCACAUCCGGAAUCUGCCAGUGUUAAUUCAGAAUUCUGCUGAAUCAUAGCUGCUCA